Molecule: messenger RNA, 1239 nt
Organism: Scaptodrosophila lebanonensis
Lineage: Eukaryota; Metazoa; Arthropoda; Insecta; Diptera; Drosophilidae
Gene: sra
Product: protein sarah
Exons: 2
Coding region: 274-1080 (268 amino acids)
Biological process (GO): calcium-mediated signaling
Cellular component (GO): cytoplasm; nucleus
Molecular function (GO): nucleic acid binding; calcium-dependent protein serine/threonine phosphatase regulator activity
Source: RefSeq, a predicted model, not a curated record
CGGACGGUUCUGCGCUUUCGCAAUAGCGUAUCACGCAAAUGACGCAGAAAAUUGCAAAAUAAAUAUAUUUGACACAAAUGACAACAAAAUAAAAAAAUAGACGUGCCAACACACAAUUCGCUGUUGUUGUGCCGUGAGUGUGCGUGCACAAAAUUUGUCUUUGAGUAUCAAUAUAAAAGGAAUAUCAAACCUGUGCCAGUUGGCGACGACAACAAUUUGCAAUUAGCUUAACCGUUUUUUUUGGAAACUCGGCUCAAUUAUAUCGCAUCGAAAAUGUCUGAUUCGGCCAAGUCAAACAACAAUAGUGCGGAUUGCGAUGGCAACGAUGGAUCAACGACGCCGCGCAGCAAUCACAACAACAACAAACUCAAAUCAACGCACAAUAGCAGCGGAGGCGGAAGCAUAGACAAACUCUCACCUGAUCAGGAUAUAUUUAUAAAUGCAGCCGACGGUCUGCCCAGCCAGCAUCCGACGUUGCCGCCCGAAGGAGAUGUGGAUAGCGAAACAGACCCGGAAGUGGAUCCGGAUUCGUUUGACGAUUUGCCCACCUCAAUUAUUGUGACCAACAUACACUCGGAGGUGUUCGCCAAUCCGGAGCUGAAGCAUGCAAUGGAGGAGUUGUUCCGCACCUUCAGCGAUUCGGCAACUUUCCAAUGGUUGCGCAGCUUUCGACGCCUGCGGGUGAACUAUGACAACGCAAUUGCGGCGGCCAAUGCGCGCAUUAAACUACAUCAAUACGAGUUCAACAAGAAGACGGUGAUCACCUGCUACUUUGCACAGCCCGUGACACCGGUCUCCAACAAGAAUCUACAGCCACCGGCACCGGUCAAACAGUUCCUUAUUUCGCCGCCAGCAUCGCCACCGGCCGGUUGGGAGCCACGCGAAGAGGGGGAACCGUUAGUAAAUCACGAUCUGUUGGCUGCAUUGGCGAGUCUGACACCCGGCGAGUCCCACGAACUCCAUCCUCAGAGUGAAGAUCAGCCAGCCAUUAUCGUGCACACGGCCAUGCUGCCCGAAGGCAACGUCGGCCUGCAACCGAAGGCAUCCAUUGUUCAGACCAAGUGUCCAGAGCGGGUGUAAAUCGACGACAAGAGAAUGCUUCGGUUUUUUAUAAUUUAAAUUGAAAUAAAGUCGAGAGUGCAUGGGCAGGCAAUUAUGGCACUAGAAGACGCUAAAAAUGCCGCACACACGUUGAAGUAUUUGUUGUAAAUAUUAUUAAAUUCGAUUGUGAUUAAUUAA